UUUCGACUCCCACUGAAUUUUAAAAACCCAACAGCUUAUCCUCAUUGUUGCAGUAGCGCAAUGGCAAUGGCGGUUAACUGCGCCACUUCUUCUUCCCUCUUCAUAUCCAAACCCUCACCCUCCUCCCUCGGCUUUUCACUCGCCGCGUCGACCAAACCUUCCGUCCAACCCAAGAGGCUUUUCAAUUUCAAGAUAUGCUGCCAAGACAAACCCGCUGUUAUACCGGCCGACCAGCACUGGAUGUUUGACGAUCUCACUGGACCCGAUGUGUGGAAUAAAACAUGGUAUCCCAAGGCUAAGGACCAUAUUCCAACCAGCAAGACUUGGUACGUAGUGGAUGCUAGCGACAAGAUUCUUGGAAGACUAGCUUCGACAAUAGCCAUUCAUAUCAGGGGAAAAAAUCUAGCUACUUACACUCCCAGUGUCGACAUGGGAGCUCAUGUUAUAGUGGUGAAUGCCGAUAAGAUCGCUGUAUCUGGAAAGAAGAGGACACAGAAACUCUACAUGAGGCACUCAGGAAGACCUGGUGGCAUGACAGUGGAAACCUUCGAUCAGCUUCAGAAGAGAGUUCCUGAAAGAAUCAUUGAGCAUGCUGUCCGUGGGAUGCUCCCUAAAGGGCGACUUGGCAGAUCAUUGUUUACCCAUCUUAAGGUUUACACUGGUCCAGAUCACCCUCAUGAAGCUCAACAACCCAAGGAAUUACCUAUAAGGGACAAGAGGAUAACGAAGCAGACGUAGAGGUGUUAAUGUUUCUUUGAGGAAGAAGUCAUUCGGGGACUACAUUUCAGAUGUUUAUAAUGUAUUUCAUCAUUCACUUCCAUCUCUCCUGUGGCUGGAAGCACCCUCAUAACCAUUCUUCUGAGGCAUUUAAGCACAAUCAGAAUCGUUAUGAAGCUCUUUUUGACUAAACAUUUGCACGAUUAUGUAAUUUUUGUAGUUGUAUCUCUUUUA
Salvia hispanica is the source of this 951-nucleotide messenger RNA. RefSeq names its product large ribosomal subunit protein uL13c-like. Gene Ontology annotation, biological process: translation; negative regulation of translation. Lineage: Eukaryota; Viridiplantae; Streptophyta; Magnoliopsida; Lamiales; Lamiaceae. Gene Ontology annotation, cellular component: cytosolic large ribosomal subunit; ribosome. Gene Ontology annotation, molecular function: structural constituent of ribosome; mRNA binding. The record is from RefSeq and is a predicted model, not a curated record.